Messenger RNA from Xyrichtys novacula (pearly razorfish), 7563 nucleotides. Lineage: Eukaryota; Metazoa; Chordata; Actinopteri; Labriformes; Labridae. The record is from the annotation of a GenBank genome assembly.
GGGGGCGCUCCUCCUACGUCACAUGAGAAACAGGAGCCAAGAUGGCGUCCUCAGGAGUAACUGUACUAAAGCUGUUUUGUUUUGCAUCAUUUUCCUUGCAAAUUAGCUCCUCUCGGCUUUUAUCUGAACCUUGUUACAAACCCAUCAGAGACGGCAGACCCGAUACUGUCAGGUAAGUCACCGUAAAGAGUGUAUUUUUGACUCACGGUGAGAAAGUUUAUCGUUUUAUCCUGUUGUUUACCUGUAAAUGAGCUGAAGUUUCUCCUCUGUGUGAUUUAAAGUCCUGACAUGAAGGUAUCUGUAAGCUCUUAAUAAGGUUUUUACCUCACUGUAAGCUUGUUAACAGUUUCCCUGCGUGGUUGUUUUGGGUUAUUCCACUGUCGUCUGUGUUUCUGUGAAACAUGGAGAAGUAUCUUUAUCAAUACUGCACAGACUGUGUAAAUGAAAUGAGUUAAAUAGAGUGACCAAGAAACAAUAAAUACCCAUCAGCAGCUGAAAAGGCUACUAUUCAGAGCAACGUGAUAUUUUUUUUAUUAGAUAAAGAUUGUGUAGGAUUAAGAGGUAAAUGGAGCUCAUAAUUAGGCAGCCGUAUGCGCCUUGUCUGCAUGGUUUGCUUGUUAUUUUUUAUUUAUAUGAUUAAUAACUAGUAACGACUAACGAAUGGAUGAAAAAAAAAAUCUUAUUACCUAUUAACCUGUAUUUGCAUUCAGUAAAUGUACUUAGAGUAGACAUAGUUUGAUAAAGAGGGGCAUGAUAAUAGAAAACAUUGUCAUUGCAACCUCAUUGUUUCUUUCUGUGAUGUUAUUUCGAUGCAAAAAUUACAGGAAAUUAAACCAUACAAAUAUAUAAAUAUGUCUUUUCUCUGAACAUACAUACAAAUAAAAAUGAGCUCUAAUAUCUUUUAUUCAUUCACUCCAAUUAGAGUAAACUGUUAUUUUUGCCACACUUGUUUUAGCAUUAAACCUGCAAUUCUGACCCUGAAGGCCUGCAGGAUAUGAAGAAAAACACGCCAUGUGUUAAUACUGUAAUAUCAGUAAGAUAUGUGGUAAAUAUACAAAGCUAAAAAAAGUACCAAAAAAGUACAUUUUAGCCAAGAUGCCUGCCUGUUGCUCCUUAUGUUUUACACACUGCCUCCAUUUGCAAAAGGUUCCUACUGGAUCCAAAAAAGCAAGUUUUUCAUCAUCAAUAGAUGGAAGGUAAAGCUAAAUUUGACUGGAUUAAAGUGGUUAAAUAGAUCGGCCACAAUAUCCCAGCUUUCAUCCAACAGGUAAAAUGUAACAGGUGGAAGGUGCCGGGGGAGGAAGCACUGAUUGUAUAUUGAUGAUUUUUUUAUUUCAUAGUGUCACUGAAAGGAGCAACAAGUUUUAGAAUUCAAAAAUGUAAAGUGAACUAAAGAGAACUCUCAAAGUAGAACACCAAGACUUUAGAGAAUUUAUUUUGGAUGAAACUAGUGAAUAAAAGAACUAACCACUCAAUCAAGUUGAACAAAAGGACAAAGCUGGCUAACAAAGAAUUGGAAGGAGUGAAUUCAGGGAACUCAAAGGCCAAAGUGAAAAACAAAAACCCCAAAUUUAACUACAAAAGAACACCCCUGACCUGUCUGUACCAAAAUCAAAAUCCAAUUCUAAACUCCCUGACUCACCACAAAACAGGAGGAAACCAAGGUCAAACGGCAGAGAUUCCCUUACCCUUCCUCCAUCUUUAACUAAAAUGUUCUGCCUGAAUCAAAUCUCACAAAAUACACAUACAGCACAGCACAGCACAGCACAGCACAGCACAGCACAGCACUGCUCAGGAGUGGAACAAAAGAGAGACUGAAGCUGUGGUUUGAGGGUCUUUAGUAACCUCUCAGAUUAGGCUGAUCAGCCUCAGCUGCUCAGAGUCCUGAGGUGUGGCAGAAUGGAGAGGGGGAGGUGUGGAAGUCCUGCAACACAAACACAAAGAAAUAAAGUUCACCCUAACCCCUGACGGCUGUAACACUCAGGAAAUUAAGAAUUUUGCAAAUUCUGUUAUUAUAAAAUCAGCGAAUUUGUGAUUUAUUUAUCACUCAAUAAGUUUUUACUUUUAUUGCUAUAUGAUUCAGUCGUGCUGUCGAACUGUGCUCUAAUAGCUCAUGCCCCCUGGAUUUACACUUAAAUCUGGCCCUGUGCUAAAAACCUUGAAAUUGCUGCUGACACGGCUUUUAUACUUGACCUCCAGGUAAAAGCAGUCAUGAAAAAAAAGCAGUUUCAGCCCAGAGCCGUUCCAAGAUUAAAACCCAUUCCUCCAUUCAGAGACUUAGAAAAAGUAAUUCACACUUUCAUCUCUCCUCAGCUUGAUCAUUGUAACUCUGUGUGUGCUGUUGGCCAGUCGACCCUGUCUGGAGCUAAACGCUGCAGCCGGGUUUCUGACUCAUUCCAGGAAGAGAAAUGAUAAUAGUUCCCAGUUUGCUUCAGGAUUGACUGACCUCCUGAGCCCUGUCAAAGCCUCCGGUCUCCUCAGAUCAUCUGACACAGGCUAUUUGGCUUUCCCCUGAUUAAAUCUUAAACUUAGAAGUGACUGCGCUUUCACAGGGAAAGCUCCUGGAUCAGGUCUCCCCCCUCUGUGUGGACUACUUCAAGUUUUGCAUCAAAGCGUUCUUGUAUAUGGCAGCAUUUGAGUCUCUCUAUCUCUUUUUCAUGUCUUAAUCCGUCUUUUUCUGUGUUACUUGUCUUAUAUAGUGUUUAUCUUAUUGAUUGUGCAGCUUCUCAGUCAGCAGAUGCUGCAUUUAAAUGUGAUUUAUGAAUAAAAAUAUCACCUGACUGGAGGAUUUUCUAAUGAUAGAUUGCUUCGUAUAUGACUGUCUGACUGCUCUUGUACAUCAACUCGAUUUUCCCGUCACUUAUUCCAGGACUUACCCUCGCCCACACGAGUAUGUGAAGGUAUCGGACCUUCCUCCGUCCUGGGACUGGAGGAACAUCAAGGGGAAGAACUAUGUGAGCGUCACACGGAACCAGCACAUCCCCCAGUACUGCGGGUCCUGCUGGGCCAUGGGAGCCACUAGUGCGCUAGCUGGUAACCAUGGCAACUGAAGGAGGGAGGGAUGCAGAUAAAAGAACAGAAAGAAGUCUCUGAUUUUCAUUAAGUCUCUUAUCAUCUCUUAUUUUUUUGACAAUAUUUUAGACCGUAUCAAUAUCAAGCGUGAUGGAGCGUGGCCGUCAGCAUACCUGUCGGUCCAGAACGUGAUCGACUGCGGGAAGGCGGGCUCUUGUUUUGGAGGAGACCACCUGAGAGUGUACGCCUACGCACACCAGAAGGGUAUCCCUGAUGAAACCUGCAACAACUACCAGGCCAAAAACCAAAGUAAGACCUGUUUCUUUCUUUCUUUGUUUUUGCUGUUAAAUCCACACUAUCAGUCCAAAAGUAUCUGGACAGCCCUUACACAUUUGAGUGGGUGGUGCUGGAGCCUUUUCUUCCAAGAGCAAUUCAAUCACUCUAUCAUCUUUUUCAACUCGAGGGUGUAACUGAAGUCCUCCAAUGUUUUUUCUUUUAACAUUCAGGUUUAGAAGAGCUUUUAGACUUUUGCAGCCAAAAAAACAAAGACUGACCUCGCUCAUGCACUUGUAGCAGAAAUGGUACGAAUCUCUGCAGCAGAAACAACCAUCGUAGAAAUCAUUUUGAAGCAGAGAUCAGAACACAGUACUCAACAAUAGUCAGAAAAAGAUGACAACCAUUCACUGAUGAUACCUUUGACUGACCAUCACAGCAGGAUGAAUUGGGUUGUCAUAAAUCAAUGCUCAUGGACUGCUUUCUCCACAGGGGGUGCCAAACCUAACAUAAAACCAAAAGUUCCUCAUAGGAACUUAAAUGAAAUUAAUAUGAGUGCCUUUUUAUGAUUUUCUAGAGCCAACAAGACCAUCAGUGACAAGACUGUUUUUAUGUUGUAAUUUCUAAUUCCUUAAACUGAUGCGAGACGGUAGAUCUCAUUUAAGCAGCUGAAGAAACAUAAAAUAUUCAUAAUAAACAAUCCUAAAGGUCCUUACACACCGGGACGAAAUAUUAGGAGACGAAUUUUGACAAGACCUAAUGGUGCUGUGACAGCAACGUGAUUGAGUUUGAGACAGUGAAAAUACAUAUGGUAUGUUGUAUCUGAACAGGUUAGCUUACGAGCUAAAGUUACUUAGCAAAGAUGAAAGUUAAAACAAAGACGUUUAGCAAACUGUUAAAGCACACAAACCAUCAUCAUAUGAGAAAUCCGACGCUAUGACUCUCCACAAGUUGUCCUUCAGGUCGUUAUCUUUGUAAUAUUUGUGUCUUUUAUCAAAAAGCACUCUGUUCUCUGACACGUUAACAAUAGGCUGGUCGGCCAUGUUGGAUAUACCGGUAAAUCUGACGUCGCAACAACACGCAAUCUGAUUGGUCAGAAGUGGACACACAGUAUGUGAAACCUUAGAAAAAUUUACCGUGAAACGAAAAAAGAAAUGCCGCAGUAUCGCAGGACGGGAAAAUGUCGCUGAUGUGAACGCUUGUAUUGACAGGAUACGGGUUCGAAAAAAAAUAUUGACGUCCAAAAUAAUCGCAUGAAAAAAACGCUCCCGGUGUGUAAGGACCUUGAGUCAGCAGGAUUAGAAUUUUUUACAUAGAUGACAAAGGGGAGGCGCCAAUCUGAAAGUUCCCUACAGGAGCUUUAAGUUUCUUUUUCACUGGCAGCUUUUUGUUUUACUUCUUUGCAUAAAUAACACUAAACAGCAGAUCAGGUCAUUUGUAUUAAUGGAAUAUUAACUAAAUAUUUGGAAAUGUAUGAGACUAGUUGCACAUGACUGCAAACUCUAUGCUGACUCUAUUGUCAUAAAUUUAUCAGUACAGUCUUUGUUGUGUAAAUCCUGUAAAUAAUUCCCUCUCUAAUCUCUUUUCCAGAGUGUGUGGAGUUCAACCAGUGUGGCACAUGCUCCUUCUUUGAAUCAUGCGCCAUCGUUCAAAACUACACCGUGUGGAAAGUGGGCGAUUAUGGAGAAGUUUCAGGAAGAGACAAGAUGAAAGCUGAGCUUUACACCAACGGGCCCAUCAGGUAGAGUAAGUCAUCCUCCACAGUCGGUUUUAAUCAUCCAUCCACCCACACCCUCCAAGCGAAGUAGCCUUAACUUUCCCACCGAGCGCUUUUUCAUCUAAUGACAUCUUCAUUAGCAGAAAAGGCCUUUAAUCAUUUAAAACUGUGGAAAAACUUAAAAGCUCUGUGUAAUUUAGUUUCAGCCAAAUGAGUCCUAAUGUUAUGGGAAUUUCAUCAAUUUAAAGCCUUGAAAUAUUCAUCUUAUAUCCAACUGCCUGUCCUCUUUACAUGAGGUAUUAGUCUUUUAUAAAAGUUCUGCUUUUGGCAGCUUUUAUUGUCUUUUAAUGUAUUCCAUAAAGAAUUCACGAGGUCUGUAAAAGUCUUCGCCUUGCUUUUCUAAAACCUGCAGCCCAAACUUUUCGAAAACUUUUCAUCAGGGGAUGUCUGAUAUUUAAGGUUGUUUAAGAACUGAACUGAUCUGGUAAAGGUUGAAGUGUCUCCUGUUUUAAUCUGGAUCCAAGCGUAAAGACGAGUUUACCAUAUCCAAGAAAACGUACUCAAAACAUAAAAGGCCUGCGCUUUUGAUUUGUCACUUUUUAUGACGGCUCACCACAGCCAAGUCUCAACGGAACAGAUGGGAUUUCUGCAAGAGCCACUAAGAUUCAUGCAAGGAUACUGAAGAGCUGUGCACUCCAGUUGAUCAGCCGCGCACACAUAUCAUCUGCACAGGCAGUAUGUAGUUUUGAGCGCGUGCAGAUGUGGACUCAGCUUGUGAUUGGUUGAACAUGAUUGGCUCCAGAUACAUUCCCUUUCUUCUGUGAUUGGACUGAUUGAUGAGAGCAGUCAAACGUCACACACCUGUCACUCUCCUGUCACUCUCCUGUCAUUUAAACUAAUAGACUAAAAUGUUCCUACAGUGAUAAAAGAGAAAGCUUCUGAGCCUCAGGGCUGAAAGCAGAGAGUCACUAAUGUGUUAAUGGCACUUUUAUGGUCACAUCUCAUUUAUAUCAGUGACAUCCAGUCUAACAAAGCGUAAACAAAUAACCAUCCUCAUCUCAGGGCUCACUGACCAGCACAACAGAAAAACGACUCAUGAGCAGGCAGAGGCUUCAGGAGCAGAAGAGCUUCUGAGUGCACCUCUCUGCUGCAGCUCUUCAACAUCUCCAAGGCUUGCACUUAAAAACUCUGGUGUUCUAGUGAGAUUCAGCGGGGACGUGCCGACAUAGAUUCUGAUCUACUCUACACCGGAGAGGGAUUUACUCCCCCCUACAGACCCAGAGAGCACAUUAUAGGGAUGCAAGAACACAUUACGCUUUAUUACAAGUUGAUUAGACACAAAUGGUAGCAAACAUUUAAGUGUUACGAUCUAUUUCUGCUGAUUGAUCAUGCUCACACUGACAUCAUGUUCAGGAUUGAAAGCUUGGCUGCCUUUUAAUCUAGUCCAGGGUUUUAGGUAGUCUAGUUUUAGGAUUUCAGAUUAUUUUAUUGGAUUCUUCUGCAGCAAACAGAGAAAAUGUGAGUAUGAUGUAUGGACGCCCUCCAACCUCACACAUCUGUCAAGGUAGAAUCAUUGAAAAACAGGAUUACAUUAGAGCUCCAGGGAGGAACUGUGGGUUCGUGUUGUUUUUGCACCCUCUUGUGGACAGAGCAAUAUCUGUUAACCCUGAGCGUCAUCGUCCUGUACAUGCAGGUUUACCUGUUUUUGGUUUGACGCCCCUCAAAGGAGCUUUAAGUUAUGAUAUGAGUCGUUUAGCUGUAGAUUCCAUGGGGAGGAAGGCUGCUCUUCUUCUCAUCUCGCUGCAGAUUCUGAGCUGAAAACUUAAUGAAACUUUGCGAUGAAGACCUCACGCUGCAUGAGACAUGUUUGAAUUAUAACUACAGAGUUCUGCUCUGAUUUUACAGCUGAAAAAGAAAGAUAAAAAUGUGAUUCCUUAGAAAUCCUCUUUGAGUGUGAUUUUGCUUCACUUUACUGAAGGACCCCUCUCAAUGUGUCUCUUAGCUGUGCUCUGAUGGCCACAGACGGCCUUGAGAAAUACUCUGCAGGGAUCUUCGGAGAGUUUCACCUUCUGUCUCUGCCCAAUCACAUCGUGUCUGUGGCUGGUUGGGGUGUGGCCAGUGAUGGGACAGAAUACUGGAUCGUCAGGAACUCCUGGGGAGAGUUUUGGGUGAGUCUUUUUCUGUCUUUCUGCACCACACCCUGCAGCGCGGCCUAUCCUCAGUCUGACAUAAACGAGCUCUGCAGCCAAAAUACACACUAUGUAGUCCUGCAGAGGUCAUGAAUCCACUCUGGUAUACAUUUUCCUUGGACUGUGUUCAGAAACAAAAGUUUUAUGGAAGAACAGCCUGUGUUUUUCCACUGACAUUGAGUUUCUUGCACACAGAGUAAAUACUGUCUUAUCUGUUUUGUUUUCAGGGAGAGCACGGCUGGGCGAGGAUAGUCACCAGCGCUUAUAAAGGAGGGAAAGGAAACUUUUACAACCUGGGUAUCGAAAACAACUGUGCGUAUGCAGACCCUAUUGUAACAUAAAUGCCAAAAUAAAGUGAUAAAAACAAACAAC